Molecule: messenger RNA, 603 nt
Organism: Orbicella faveolata
Lineage: Eukaryota; Metazoa; Cnidaria; Anthozoa; Scleractinia; Merulinidae
Product: small ribosomal subunit protein uS2-like
Biological process (GO): translation
Cellular component (GO): ribosome; small ribosomal subunit
Molecular function (GO): structural constituent of ribosome
Source: RefSeq, a predicted model, not a curated record
AUGUCUCACUUGGUGGAGGAACGUGCUAUAUUGAAAUUUGCAAGCCACACUGGAGCUACUCCUGUUGCUGGACGCUUCACUCCUGGUACGUUUACCAAUCAGAUCCAAGCAGCCUUCAGGGAACCACGGUUGCUAGUUGUGUGUGAUCCACAUACUGAUCACCAGUCUGUAACAGAAGCAUCCUAUGUGAAUAUUCCAGUUAUUGCAUUCUGCAACACCGACUCUCGACUGCGCCAUGUGGAUGUAGCAAUCCCUUGCAAUAACAAAGGUGCACACUCUGUUGGUCUAAUGUGGUGGAUGCUGGCAAGGGAGGUGCUCCGCAUGCGUGGCAGCAUCAGCCGGCAGAUUCCAUGGGAAAUUAUGCCUGAUCUCUACUUCUAUAGGGAUCCAGAAGAGGCUGAGAAAGAAGAACAGGCUGCAAUUCAACAUCAAACUGAGGAGGCACAGCAGCCUACCAGUCAUCUCACUGAGUGGGGUGGUGCAGUUGACCAGCAGACUGGCGAGGUGAGUGACACUGCUAUCUCUCUGUUAAAGGGAUCACUGAAGUACUUGGUAAUUACAGAGGAAAGAAAAUAUUUCAAAUCAAAGAAAACUGGUACUUGA